AUGACAACAGAUGACGCGGACGCGGUGAGCGUCCCGAUCGCGCGACGCGGCCUGAUGCUCGUCCUGUCCUCGCCUUCGGGUGCGGGCAAGUCGACCAUCGCACGCAACUUGAUGGAGAUCGAUGCCGGCUUCGAACUGUCUGUAUCUGUCACCACCCGCGCGCGCCGGGGCAGCGAGAUCGAGGGCGUUCACUAUCGCUUCGUCGAUGAGCGGACCUUCAUGCGCAUGCGCGACGAUGACGAUCUGCUCGAAUGGGCCGAAGUGCACGGCAAUCAUUAUGCAACGCCCCGGGCGCCGGUCGAGCAGGCCAUGGCAGCCGGCCGCGACAUGCUGUUCGACAUCGACUGGCAGGGCGCCAAGCAGAUGACCCAGAAGAUGCGCGCCGAUGUGGUCUCGGUGUUCAUCCUGCCGCCCUCGAUGGCCGAACUGCGCGCCCGGCUGAUGCGGCGCGCCGAGGACAGGCCCGACGUGAUCGAGCAACGGCUCAAGAACGCCGCCCUCGAGAUCGAGCAUUGGCGCGAAUACGACUAUGUGAUCGUCAAUGACGAUCUCGAUCGCGCUUUCGAGGCAGUGCGCGCGAUCGUCCGCGCCGAACGCCUCAGGCGCGACCGCCGUCCGGGGCUGUUCGAUUUCGUCUCGGGCCUUCUGGCGUCGGACUGGCGGGACGGCAGCGCCUCAUAG
Messenger RNA from Effrenium voratum, 681 nucleotides. The record is from the annotation of a GenBank genome assembly. NCBI's taxonomy places the organism in Eukaryota, Dinophyceae, Suessiales, Symbiodiniaceae.